GUUAAAUGAAACUUGGCCAAUUUGUAGUUUACAUGGAGUUACCGUAAACACACAGCCACAAUGAUCCAGUAAAAUUAUUUGGUUUCUAGAGGGUAGCUUUAAAACCUAAACAAUGAUUAUGGAUAACGGAUGAAUCGUCUGAAUAUGGAUAGUGACGCUGAUGAUACUAGACCCAUAGUACCACAUAACUCUGUGAUAGACUGCCGUUUGCCUUCAUCAGCCAGUCGACCUGUGUUUACCCAGCGAGGAAGUCGCAAAGACACUAACGUCUACAAAAACAAAGGUCCUCAAACAAAUAUCACUGAUGGAAAAGCUGCUAUUGAGAGCCUAAAGUCUCGUUUAUACGAUGGACCAGAGAACUCGGAUGUUUAUAAGACGGUCCUUCGGCCUCCACUUCAAAGUGGCGAAGCUCAAUCAAAGGUUCCCCAUCCUCCAUCUAUGGCUGCACAAAGAAGUGCUACUGCAUUCAGAACUACAAUGUUCAGAAGGGAUUUUAACAGGAUUCAGAUGCAGAGAAGUCAAAUUCAGAGUAAACAAGCCUCACAACCUAAACAAUGGGGACGCAAGACUUUGGUACCAAUGGAAGAGGUGCCUAAGGUCCCUGACACAGGAUUAGGAGAAAUACCUCCUCAACUUUUAGCUGGGCCUACAAGAGAUAAAGUUCUUGAUGAUGCUAAUGAGCUGCUGCAAUCUGCUAAAGAUGAGAUCUCAUCUUUACCAUUAUCUGGUACCUCGAGAAGUGGCUUGUCUUCUGCCAGUUCUCAAUCUUCAGAUAAACCUAGCAGACCCUUUUCUGGCAAAUCAGACUCUGACACAUCUCAUUUUAUGGCACCAUCAUCUUCUGCUUGUCUUGACACCAAUCACAACCCUUUAACACCACCAAGAUCAUAUGGUCUUCCAGAUGAUGAUCUUUAUUUAGGCUUGGAUGUGAUGGAUGUUAUCAGAAAACUCCGAAGUCGUCUAAAAAGAAGUACAGACUUGGAAGCAAUAGCGAAUGGAAUUGACUUAGACAAUGAUGAAAAUAACUUACAAAAGCUAUACAUCAAAGAAGACGAUGGCAAGUUCUUGUAUUGUUUACCAAAGAAUAGAGAGCUAAGGGCUGCAAGGUAUAAGCCUUAUGAUCUUGUGUGUGUUACAUCUGAGGAUGCCCAGAAGUAUGCACAGUAUUUUACAGUUACAUCGUCAGCUGUCACCCAGGUUAAAAAUGGCUAUGACUCUGAUAUCACACUGAUGGAAAGAUGGUUGUAUGAGAGGAAGAUGUUCAAUAGAAUAUAUGAAAUGUUUGUCUUUGGCAAAUUCAGGAUAUGGAAGGCCUUCACAACUUGGAAAAAUAAUGUUAGGUUUCACAAGAAUUCUGAAAGCAAGGAGGAUAUUAAAAAGACAUUGUUUUCUGUAGAGGAAAUUUCACAAGCUGCUAUCCUGAAGAUAAGAGCUUUGUGUGAGAAUGCAUCUAGUAGUAUUACUGGUGUUGGUUCUAAAGAUGAUGGUAUCUCAUUCUAUCUUGUGGAAAACCAAGUAACCUUUUCACUGGAAGAGUUCUGUGCCACACAGACCAAACAAGUUGAAAAAGCAAAGGAACAGCUGUUGACAUUAAGGAGGAAGGCCCUGGAAAUCGUCAAAGAAGCCUGUGAGAAAAUUGUUGAAAAAGAAGGUCUUGUGGAGUGGAUACACCCCGAAAGGAAGAAACUCCAAGAAGAACCAAAGUUUAAGGCAGACAAAAAAGACCCAGCCAUUGCAGACAAAGAAGACCCAGCCAAAGCAGAUAAAAAAGACCCAGCCAAAGCAGACGUGAAAGCCGCAAAAGAAGAUGAGAAGAAACCCUCCUUCACACAGAUGGCACAGUGGCGUGGAGUAUUGCACAGAAUCACCCGGUUUAUUCGUGUUAUCGACUUGCUGCUGAUGGAGCUGUUGCGUCGGUUGGUUUUGGUUGGGUUGCGAACUCUGGCAGCUCAGUUGCAGUCUUCCUGCGUCCUCGGUCCACCGGUACAGCUAAGUCUUAUGGAGACAACUGAGGAGGAACAAAUCUUGCUCCGUCUCAAAAAGACAGACUCCUUGCUAAACAGAUUGGAAAAGCAAAGUGGUGCAGAGGCAGCUGCAUUAUUCCGGGUUGCUCUUGUGCUUAAUGUUCCAGAAAGAACUGAUGCUGAUAGCAAAAGCUCAGGUCAAAAAAAGUUUGUGACAUUCCAAGAUGAUGCGUCCUCGCCGCAGCCAGAGGAAGAUGAAACAAAGUCGAGUCGGAAGUCCUCCUUAGACUCACCGCCAGAAAUAGCGACUGCACAAGGAAGCAUCGCAUCAUCAUCAGAAGUAGAGAGCUCGUCAAAGUCUACAGCUGUGCAAAACUCUGAUCCGAAGUACCCUUAUAUCACCAUGAGUCCCACGCACGAGGAGUUCGAAAACGGUCUCCUGAAUGUAAUAUAUGGUUUCGAGCUAGCUGCAGCAUCAUUCAAAAGUCUGGUGCGAGACAAGGAACUCGCCGUGUACACGACUCCACCAGGAAGUGACGUAGUGUUUGCUCUGUCACGUGACGUGGAGGAGGAAGAGAAGGCGCAGAAAGUUCCCUGGCCAGACACCGAGCUGCUGUUUGGAGAAGAUGCAGACUACCAGUCUGACGUUUCUCAUACAAUACAGCUCGUGAAGGACGAGGCCGACAGUGUUUUGAACUACGCCAAGAAAUUCCGAAGAUUUUGUAAAAUGGUGGAUCGUUCGAGAGGCGUGGAUGUUGAUGGUUCUCUGAAAGAGCGUGAAUGGAACACUGAGGAGUUCUAUUCUGUGUUAAACUUGCACACAGAGCAGGUUUUGGAGAUGAAUGACAUGGUACUUGUCAAGCGCGUGGGUCUGUUUAGUGUGGAGACUGAUGGUUUCCAGCAAGCCUCUCUCCCCUUUCCGCAGAAAGUGCUAUCGGCUGUUGGGCGUCAUCUCCCUGUCAUCGCGGCCAGAAGGAACGAUGCGCUUCUUACCGUCAUCAAGCACGCAUCUCGUAAACUAGACAAGACGCCUGAGAGCGUCGAAGACUUUGUAGAGCACCUGGUUUUCCUUGCACGCAUGGCCAGCGAUAUCACAUCCUUGGAGCGGGAAUACGUUAUCGUCACUCGGCUCUACUCUAUCGCCAGGAACUUUGACUUGCCGAUACCGCCUGAAGAGUUAGCGCUUUAUCAAAUGCUAAUGCCUAGCUUCCAACACCUCAAGUCUACUAUUCUUUACUGUGAAGCAAAGAGGGACGAAAAUAUUCAACGUUUUACCCGAGAAUUGGAGGAGCUAAUAUCCAAUGUUCGCCGAGAGCUGGUUGUUAUCAAGAACAAGGUUCGCUCUCCUAUUCUUCUUGAGGCGGACAACAUUCCACAGGUGACCAUAGAGACCCUCAAGUUCCUCAGUGAAGAGCUGGAGGCUAUUACUACCAAAGCCAAAAGCUAUGCAUCUUAUCAGGAGCGCUUCUGCAACUCCAUGUCGGCCACAUUCCAGAAGAAAGCCUUGGUAGAAGGUAAGAUGGUCUCCAGCCAGGGUUCAGCGCAAGCCGUCUCACUACAGACUGAGGUAACAGAGGUAGAUAAAGAUCUUGCGCUGCGGCGGCUACUAUGGGAGGCCACUCAAGAAUGGCAGGGUCUGGUGGAGCAAUGGGAAGCGACGCCAUUUGACCUUCUCAGCACUGAAAACGUGCAAAAAGAUGUCACCCGAUUCAUCCAGACGGUUUACUUGCUGGAAAAAGGUCUGCCACCAAAUAGGGUGGUGCCACGCCUGAAGCAGAGAGUGACCAGCUUUAAACUUGGAAUGCCAGUCAUAACGAGUCUGCGUAAUCCCGCGCUUCGUACACGUCACUGGGAAGCUGUGCAGGACGUCAUAGGCACGCGACUAGUCCGAGACAAGUACUUCACGCUUGGAAAUCUACUGCAACUGAAUGUGUUUCAACAUAAGGAAAAGAUUUCGGAGAUUUCCUCCCAAGCCAGUAAUGAAGCGACUCUAGAACUAAUGCUGCAAAAGGUCAUGGAUUUCUGGAAUUAUACAGACUUCAAUCUUAAAGCGCAUUCAUCACGUGACAUCGCGGUGAUCGCGGGCGCGGAUGAUAUCAUCACAGCCCUGGAGGAGAGUCAGGUGACCUUGGCCAAUAUCCGAGGGUCACGCUUUGUCACGCCAAUCAAGGCACUCGUGGAAGAAUGGGACCGCAAGCUUCAUCUAUUUUCACGCACUCUGGACGAAUGGUUGAUGUGCCAGCGUAACUGGCUGUAUCUAGAGACCAUCUUCACCGCAGCAGACAUACAGAGGCAGCUACCAAAUGAGGCCCGUCUAUUUGCCCAAGUUGACAAAUCAUGGAGAGAUAUUAUGAGAAGAACCAUCGAUAAACCAAACGCUGUGAAAGCCGCAACUGCUGCCGGCGUCUUGGAGGUUCUGCAAGCCAGCAACUUUCAUCUUGAGAAGAUUCAUAGGUGCUUGGAGGAUUAUCUAGAGACAAAAAGGCUGGUCUUUUCUAGAUUCUACUUCCUCAGCAAUGAAGACCUUUUAGACAUCUUGGCCAACAACAAAAACCCCAACGCAGUACAGCCUCACUUGCGCAAGUGCUUUGACAACAUUCACCAACUUGAAAUAGUGCGCCAGGCGCACUCGCCUCCUCAGAUCCAGUUUAUGAUUAGCGAGGAGGGUGAGACAGUCAAUUUACCCAAGACCUUGCGUGCUCGUGGAAAUGUGGAAUCAUGGCUGUUGAAUGUGGAGAAUGCCAUGUACGAAACGGUAAAGCUGCAUUUUAAGACGGCCCUUUCGGAUUUAAACAACACCAGCUACACGAACUGGGUGCUUGGCCACCCUGGGCAGGCUAUAUUGACUGUCUCUCAAAUUAACUUCAACCGUAACGUCCUGGCCUGCUUCCGGACCCUUCGACCCAAAGACUCAUUACAGAGCAUGCGCGAGAAGCUAGUCUUACGAUUGACGACUCUGUCUCAACUCGUGACGUCACUACUCCCACUUCACAAGCGCCAAUUACUGGAAUCUUUGCUCACGCUAGAAGUGCAUGGUCGAGAGGUCCUGGACCUUAUGAUCAGCAAUCAUGUAGCAAGCCAAGAAGAUUUCGAUUGGAUCAGGCAGCUCCGAUAUGAGUGGCGGGACGAUCAGAAUGCCUGUGUUGUGUGCCACUGUGACGCUGUCUUUGACUAUGGCUACGAGUACCUUGGGUGUUCCUCCCGGCUCGUCAUCACACCGCUGACUGACCGCUGCUUUUUGACGCUGACUGGGGCUCUUAACCUGCACUUGAAUGGAGCACCUUCAGGCCCCGCCGGCACCGGCAAAACGGAGACGGUCAAGGAUCUAGCCAAAGCAUUAGGGAAACACUGUCUUGUAUUCAACUGCUCAGAAGAACUGGACUACAAGAUGAUGGGUAAAUUCUUUUCUGGCGUCGCGCAAUCCGGCUCAUGGAUUUGCUUUGACGAGUUUAACCGGAUUGACGUUGAGGUUCUAUCCGUGAUAGCGCAGCAGCUACACUCCAUCAAGCUGGCUAAAGACAACAAUGCCACAAGGUUUCUGUUUGAGGGACGAGACAUCAAAAUGACUCCUAGUUGUGGCGUGUUUAUCACGAUGAAUCCCGGGUAUGCUGGUAGAGUUGAGCUUCCGGAUAACCUGAAGUCCCUGUUCCGCCCGGUAGCGAUGAUGAUCCCUGACUACGCACUCAUUGCCGAGAUUAUCCUGUUCUCUGAAGGUUUUACUACGGCAGCCAUGCUGUCACGCAAAGUGUACAACUUGUAUCAGCUCGCCAGCAAGCAACUCUCUCAGCAGGAUCAUUAUGACUUCGGGCUUCGCGCCAUCAAGUCCGUGCUUUUGAUGGCUGGGCAGCAGCGAAGUGAAUCAAGCCAGCAGAGUGACUCCGAGGAUCUAGAGCAGGAGGAAGCGCACAUUAUCAUGAAUGCGGUCAAAAAAGCGAACAUCCCCAAAUUCGUGGCAGCUGACGUGCCACUGUUCGAGGGAAUUUUGGCCGACUUGUUCCCGGGUAUCACACCACCCUCGCCAGAUAACGCCACACUUGAGAGGGCAGUUCGUUGGUCCCUCAUGGAACUCAACAUCCAGUACUGGCCUAGUCAAGUUGAUAAGAUUGUGCAAAUCUACCAUACCAUACUAGUGCGCCACGGGGUGAUGCUUGUCGGUCCUGCAGGGGGUGGGAAGACGACCGCGAGGCAGAUUCUCAAGCGAGCUUUAGUACUGUUACCCUUGGUGCAGUCGCGCGAACAACACGAAAAACCCGAGGUUGAUGAUAUCCUGUCUGGCAAGAACUCCCAUUCAAUAGCGCGUUCAUCCAAGCUCCGUAAAGGCAAAGUUGAGCUGUCCUCUCUGAACCCUAAGUGCGUUACUGUUGGCGAACUCUAUGGUGAGUUUAACCCUAGCACAAUGGAAUGGACGGAUGGACUGUUAUCCAGUGUGUACCGUCGCUUCGCAAAAGAGAGCAACAGAGGCUCAGAAAUUUCCAAGAAAAUCCGGGAAGAACGCGCAGAAUCUCGUGCAACUACCCCUGCAUCUAGCCGACCCUACUCGGCACGCUCCUACACAACAACUGUGUCUGGUGUCAGCGGAGAUGACCAGAGUGAAGUAGAGACGACUCUCGGAGCAGAUGAAUCUCAGAUGACUUCCUUAGAGGAGGCACACCCCCGGGAGGGGACACGGAACUGGUAUUGGUUGGUGAUGGAUGGGCCUGUAGACACGCUCUGGGUAGAAAGUCUCAACACUGUGCUGGAUGACUCAAAGUUGCUAUGCUUGUCUAAUGGUGAGCGCAUAGGUAUGGGACCAGGUAUGCGGCUAAUGUUUGAGGUGGACCAUCUCGCUAUGGCAUCCCCUGCAACCGUCAGUCGGUGCGGUAUGGUUUACAUGGAACCAGAGGAGCUUGGAUGGAAACCUUACGUGAGAACUUGGAUUCAGAAGCUGAAAGACAAAUCCAAGAUCCCAUCUGAAGCGAGCGACCACUUAUUGCUUUUGUUUGAGUCAAGUGUUGAGCGCGGUCUGCAGUUUGUUCGUCAGUAUGAGGGCUAUCAGCAUAUUCCUGCACCUCCACUUAGCAUGAUAUGCACUCUGUGUGGCAUUAUUUCCGGGUUCUUUGAUCUAAUUAUGGCUAACGGCGGAUUUAACAUCCAAGAACAGACCUUGGUAUCCGAACAUCAGGCAGCCGAAGCUCCCGCGUCUGAGUCUGGAUCUAGUAAAGUGGUCACCUUCGUGGAUGACGCCGAACAAGAGAUGCGUGAGCGGCGGACAUCUUACGUCCAGCGUAACCCUACCCACCUAUUGACCUUUUUGGGCAAGGUCUACGUGUUUGCCUUCACCUGGGCAUUUGGGGGCACGCUGGACUUGCAUGGUGAUGGAGAUGGCGAGGAAGAUGAUAAUGAUAGAUCACUCUCUAUUCGAGAAGUCUUUGACACUUUUGUCCGAGAUCUCUUCAUGAACAACGGCGAUUUAAGCAUCCUGUUACCUGCAGGUCAGGCAACCAUGUUUGCGUACUACAUAGACAUGGAAACAGGAAACUUUGCACGAUGGGACUUACUAGUCCCUGCCACUAGGACGCUUAUUGCUAAAUCUGUGUCAAACCAGUACGCAAUCUCGGACACGCUUAACACACUUGAUGAUCCACCGCCCUUAAGGACAGAAUAUGAUGUUGACCGCUCGUUGGUACCCACUGUUGACACAGUGCGGUACGCAUUCUUAGUAGCUCUGAUGGCCAUGAACAAACACCCUGUGUUGUUGACCGGCGAGUCGGGAGUCGGCAAGAGCACACUGCUUUACGAUACGCUCGCCAGGCUAGCCUCCCCUGGGGGCACUGGUCUAGGGGUAGGCGCCAUCUUGGGUUCGGUGUUCCGUGGUGGUGGUUCUAACUUUGUAGAGAGUCUCAUGGAAGUUGCUGCUUCGGGCCCAAGGAUGACAGCAGAGUCUACCGUGACGUUUGAGAAGAUUCAGUUUUCCGCUCACACCACGGCUUCGAGGACUAGGACCUUCAUUGAGUCGAGGCUUGUCAAGAGAGGUAGAGACGUGCUUGGGCCAAGACCUGGAAAAAAGCUCAUCUUGUUUGUGGACGACCUUAACAUGCCCCAGCCAGACGAGUACAGUUCUCAGCCACCGCUUGAGCUCCUUCGACAGGUCAUGGAUGCGGGCGGAUUCUAUGACGCCAAGAAGCUGUUGUGGAAGGAAUUGCGCGAUGUGACGCUUCUGACCGCCUGUUCUCCUCCGGGAGGUGGCAGGAGCACCCUGAACAAUCGGCUGCUGCGACAUUUCAGCAUGCUUUGCCUUCCUCACCCUUCGACUAAAUGGCUACGUCAUAUCUACAACACUCAACUUGGUCGCUUCCUGGAAAAGGUGGACUUCACGCGCGAGAUACGCGACUCUCGCGAGUGUAUCGUGUCGGUCGCGAUGGGCCUGUACUUUAACUUGAGUGUCAAUUUGCUUCCCACCCCAGCGAAAACACACUAUACAUUCAACCUCAGGGACCUGAGCAAGCUCAUAGAAGGCAUGUUACAAGCGCACCCCACAAUCAUCACCAUUCGUGAGCAUUUCGCCCAGCUCCUAGCGCACGAAGCUUCGCGUGUUUUCCACGACAGGCUGAUUAACCAGGACGACCGAGCCUACUUUUACGACGUUUUAUCCAAGCAGUUGCAUUUGGGCUUCAAGGUGCGCUGGGAACCAGAGAUGCUGCAGGAUGAGCCAAUUAUGUACGGAGACUUCUUCGACACGAACAUGCCACACGGCACAAGGAUUUACAGACUUCUUAGCAACUACGACCGCGUGUUGCACAUCCUACAGGAGUACUACGACAAAGCAAAACUGUCCAGCGGCAACAUGGAGCAGCGGUUUGUGUUCUUUGACAUGGCAGUCCAACAUGUUGCGCGCGCAGCUCGUGUGUUUCGACACCCAGGGAGUCACAUGAUGCUUGUUGGUGUGGGCGGGACAGGCAAAGUCACGGUCGUGCGACUGGCAGCCUUUAUUCAGGAUUGUCGCUUCAUCAAGCCUCAAGUUUCACGCGUCUAUCAGAGAGCCGAGUUCUGGGAGGAUAUAAAGAAGGCGUAUUUCAAUGCGGGUAUAAAGGGGGAAAGCACCGUCUUGUUCCUGACUGAUAGUGUGGCAAAGGACAUGUUUCUGGAAGAUGUAAGCAGUAUUCUAAGCACUGGCGAAGUACCGAACAUGUUUGACCACGAAGACUACGAGAAUAUUUUCCUAGAGCUGAAAGGCGAAGUAUUGCGUAGUGGAAUACAGGACACAAAAGAGGCGACCUUCAACUUCUUCAUCCACCGGGUCAGGAAAAAGCUUCACGUGGUUAUCUCAACUAGCCCUGUUGGUCCUAGCUUCAGGCAGCGCUGCCGUCUCUACCCUUCCCUAAUCAACUGCUGUACCAUCGACUGGUACGAUAAGUGGCCACAAGAUGCGUUACGCUCGGUUGCCGUUUCAUACCUUGAGUCCAUGGAGUUUGAAGUGGUGGAGGUGCCAGAUAAGGCCGCGUUAAAGAGGAGCUUAGCAAGUGCUUUUGUGCAGGUUCACCAAGACGUGGAAGAUGAUACUGACCGGUUCUACAAAGAGUUGCAGCGCCUGUACUACACUACACCUACUAGCUACAUCGAGUUCGUCCAUAUUUUUAUGUUCAUGUUCCACGAAAAGGCGUCCCAGAUAAGCUCCAGCCGAAAGCGUCUGGCCACAGGAUUGCAGAAACUGUCAGAGUCCAACGCGCUAGUCAGCACGAUGCAAGCAGAGCUAAUACAGCUUGGGCCCAAACUUGAGCAGAAAGCCAAGGACACUGAAAAGCUUCUGGAGCAGCUCGCACGAGACCAAAAGGCAGUAGACCAAGUACACAGUGUCGUUCAGAAAGAAGAGGAGUUUAUGAACAAGGAGGCAAUGCGAGUCCAGGCGAUAGCAGACGAGGCGCAGCGCGACCUGGAUAAUGCAAUCCCUCAGCUGCAGCUCGCCAUAUCAGCACUAGACGCACUAGACAAAUCGGACAUCUCCGAGAUUCGGGUCUACACCAAGCCGCCGGCCAUGGUCAUGACCGUUCUAGCAGCCGUGUGUACCUUACUGCAACAAAAACCUGACUGGAAUACGGCCAAGCUGCUACUUGGUGACCAGGGGUUCCUUAAAAAGCUCGUUAAUUACGACAAAAAUAGUGUCCCUGACAAGGUGUUUGUUCGCUUGAAGAAAUACACGCAGCACCCUGAAUUUAACCCGGAUAACGUGGGCAAGAUCUCCGUGGCGUGUCGAUCAAUGUGCCAAUGGGUCCUUGCGCUAGAGAACUACGCGGAUGUGUACAAGAUGGUUGCACCAAAACAGAAGCGUUGCGAGGAGUCCCAGGCGGCAUUAGCCAUGGCCAAAGAGAAUCUCCGCCUAAAGCAAGCGAGUCUGAACAAAAUUCAGGACCAACUUAACAUUCUCCAGAGACAGUACGACGAUUCGGUGCAGCAACUAGAAGAGCUGAAAGUCAAGAAGAAUUUGACACUAGCACGACUGGACAGAGCGUCUGUGCUGACCACAGCACUCGCCGAGGAACAGAUUCGAUGGAACACGUCUUUGGAAGAGGUUGCCAAGCAGUGCACAGGUCUAUUAGGAGACACUUUUGUCUCGGCCGCGGCGGUCACCUACCUGGGCGCUUUCACCUCCUCCUACCGAAGUCAUCUGAUAAUGCGCUGGAUCGCCCUUUGCAAUAAGGAAAGCAUUCCGGUCGGCAGGGAGUUUGAGCUGUCUGACGUGCUCUCCGAGAAGAUCGAGAUUCAGAAGUGGCUGAAUGAUGAGCUUCCCCACGACAAGCAUUCGGUGGAGAACGCGGUGAUCAUGAAGCACUGCAGGCGAUGGCCCUUGCUCAUCGACCCACAAGAGCAGGCCGUGAAGUGGAUCAUGCAGAGGGAGAAGUCUAACGGGCUUAAAGUGGUCAAAGCAACGGAUCCCAACUACCUUAGAGCGCUAGAAGAUGCAAUCCCUCUAGGUGAUCCUGUGCUGAUCGAGGAUGUCGGUGAGCAGCUCGACCCGUCACUGAACCCCAUCCUGACCAAGAACAUCAUACUCCAGGGUAACAUGCAUGUCAUCAGGAUGGGCGAGACGGACAUUGAGUACAAUGAGAACUUCCGGUUGUAUCUGACCACGCCCUUGGCCAACCCCCACUUCCUACCGGACGUGUGCAUUAAAAGCACCAUCAUCAACUUCACGGUGACGCUGGAAGGACUCCAGGACCAGUUACUAUCACGUACUGUGAUGCAGGAGAAUCCCAAGCUGGAAGAAGACCGCCGAGAAACGCUUGUCAAUCUAGUUAAUGAUCGCUCCAAGGUGCGUGAACUGGAAGAUAGAUCUUUGUCUCUGCUCAACUCCUCACGCGGAAAUAUCCUGGACGAUGAGGACCUAAUCACUACCCUGGAUGAAAGCGAAAAGAUGGCGCACGUUAUCCAGCAGCGCGUCGAUCUCGCUGAGCAUACAGAGGAGUCCAUUAAUGCAAGCCGCGAAAAGUACCUUCCAGUAGCCGCCCGUGGUGCUAUUCUGUACUUCGUGCUGACCGAUCUCUCAUCUCUAGAUGUGAUGUACCAGUUCUCGUUACCCUGGUUCACCAAUCUGUUUGCAAACUGUGUGGAGUCUUCUAAGGACGUGUCUGCAGAAGAGACGCGCCAUUCACCUGUCCCGCCUGGAAGCGCUGGUACCCUCAGACCCUAUCGCAAGGCUAAUACAGGAAAACGCUUGUCCAUUGUGCAGCGCGCCGGUUUCAAGCGGCGAAUGACGGUUUCGCGGCCAAAAGACGACAGCUCUCUCUCCGAGUACCUCACGGCGUUAGUUGACCUAAUCACGGAGAAUGUUUACCGCGUGGUGAGCCACGCCCUGUUCGCAAGGCACAAAUUGACGUUCUCCUUCAUGCUGUGCACAUCCAUCCUGAUGCAGGACAAGUGGGCGACACGUGGUACUCUACGGUCCAUCACCGAAGAAGAGUGGAUCUUCUUUCUGAGGGGGUCUACUGUGGCUGCCAUAUCUGACAGGAUUGAUAUCGACAAGGAGGAUGAUCCUCUUGAUGCUGCGGGAAAAGGGUCCGCAACCCAAGCGAGGGGAAGUCUCGGUCAGCUCAUCAACAAAAUGAACAAGCCCCCCGCUAAAUGGAUUAGCGCAUCCAUGUGGAAGGAAUGUCUUCAGAUUUCCAACUCUUUGCCGGCCUUCUCGGGGCUCUGCAGUAACAUGGCCGUCAAUAUCCAGUUCUGGCGUAACUUUGCGAACACAGAGAAUCCAAUGGGAAUGCUGGAAAGUGGUGAGGGAUUUGUACCACCACAGACGGUGGAAGGGCGUACCUCUAGCGUAGGUUGGCUGUGCACGUCGCUAACCCGAUUCCAACGUCUGAUGCUUGUGAAGAUCUUGCGCCCUGAAUGUCUUAUCAAGUCCGUACGCCAGUUCGUGGAGGAAGAGAUGGGAACCAAGUUUAUCACAACAGUUGGUUUCGACUUGCAGGAGAUGUACGACGAAUCCAAUGCGCGCACGCCUCUCAUUUUCAUACUUUCGCCAGGCUCCGAUCCCGCGUCUCAGCUUCUUCGCUUCGCCCACGAGUUGAGGGGCACAACCCUACAUCUUGACAUGAUCUCAUUAGGGCGUGGCCAGGGACCUCGAGCCGAGGAGGUAAUCAACAAGGCAUAUCAACAGAAGGGCAAGUGGGUAUUCCUGCAGAACUGCCAGCACGCGGCCUCCUUCAUGCCCAGGCUACAGCAAAUUAUCAGAAGGAUAUCUCACUCCGAGACUCAACUAGACCCGCAGUUUCGCAUGUGGCUGAGCUCCAAACCUGAUCCGUCGUUUCCUGUGUCCAUUUUGCAAGCAGGACUUAAGAUGACAGUGGAACCCCCACCGGGAGUCAAAUCCAACUUGCUACGGACUUUUGGCGCUGUAGGAGGUGCAGUUACUGAAGCUGUAUUCGAAGACCCUGGCCCAGGCCCCGCUUGGAGACGUCUACUAUUUGGCCUAUGUCUUUUUAACUCUCUUGUCCACGAGCGGAAAAAGUUCAACGCUCUAGGAUGGAACAUUCCUUAUGAGUUUACUACAUCUGACCUAGAGGUGUCGAUUCAGAUGUUACACAUGAUGCUGACAGAACACCGUGACGUACCAUGGGAUGAGUUGUGUUACCUGACGGGAGAUAUCGCUUAUGGGGGUCGCGUGACCGACCAAUGGGAUCAGCGCUGCUUGAAGAGUUUGCUGACACGCUUUUACAACCCCAGCGUGUUAAACGAUGACUAUGCAUUUACAGAAGACCUUGUGUAUCGCCCCCCGCCGCCCAACAUCUCGCUCUCAGUAUGUUGUACGUACAUCGAGGGUCUCCCCGCCACGGAUUCCCCUGAGCUGUUCGGCAUGAAUCAUAACGCUGCUAUGGUGUAUCUGGGCGACCAGGCAAAGAACCUGGUAAGCAAUCUUCUCGCUGGACAGCCGAAGGUUGCAUUCCAUACGGGAAGCUCCAAAAAGACCAGUGAUGGCAUCAUUCUGGAGCUAGCUGCCGACAUCAUGUCUCGUCUGCCAAUAGCGGUGGGCCUUCCACCAGACAGCAGGCUUUCAACCGACAGCCGACCUCACUCCAGCCCGGGAAGCCGGACGUCCCCCCUCAAUCGCAAACAAAAGUAUACUCGCCAGCCAGUCAGCAACGCGUCCACUCAGUCUACCCUUCUGGUGGUGCUGGACCAGGAACUGAACAGGAUUGACCGGUUACUACAGGUGAUCCAUACAUCACUGAGCUCGCUGCGCCAGGCAGUCAAGGGAACCCUGGUGAUGUCGGAGGCGCUGGAGCAAGCCUUCGAGGCGCUGCUGAAUAACCAAGUCCCCUUGGAGUGGAAGAAACACUCUUACGAGUCUUGCAAGCCGCUAGGUUCCUGGGUUGAUAAUCUGGUGAAGCGAGUGGAUUUCUUCGCCUGUUGGCUGGAACUCGUUCCUGUAUCGCGUGACGAUAUAGCUAGGGGAGUUCGAGAAGGUUCUGUUACACCCUCAGCCCAGGCCUUCGCUCGACAACAUCCCCGCGCCUACUGGCUACCUGCCUUCUUCCAUCCUCAAGCGUUUCUCACUGCUGUACUGCAAACACAUUCACGCAUGCGUAAUGUGCCUCUGGAUUCACUGGCGUUCGAGUACAAGGUUCGCAAAGCAUGCUGGACGACGGAGGAAGUUGUGUAUGGUGAACCAGAUAUUGACUUCCGGAGAGCUUCUUUUACGGGUAACGCCACUGAGGAAGGGACUAUAGUGUAUGGCCUGUAUCUGGAUGGUGCAUCAUGGGAUCACACCGAUGGGUGCCUGCAAGAAGCUCCCGAUGGUCAGCGCAUUUCCCCAUUACCCGAGCUUCAUUUCGUGCCAUACCAGUUUGUCUCUGUCGAGAGCAAAGAUUCUAAGACGAAUCCGAAAUCGGACAAAACCCAAAUCGGACAACCCCCAGGGGCGGAUCCCUUCGAGCAAUACGAGUGUCCGAUUUACCGGACAUCUCUGCGAGCCAGCUCGCUACUGUCCAGCGGCCUCACAACAAAUUUUGUCACCGCCGUCAACCUUCCUUCCCGGCAGCCCUCUGAUCACUGGAUCACCCGGGGAGUGGCGUUGCUAUGCCAACUGAAUGAGUGACGUAAGCUAAGAUGAGUCAGAUUUCAAAGUCGCAUUAAUAUCACAAGUUUACUUUCGGAGGGUGAACGGAAACCUUAAUAGAAUCUAUUAGAAUCCGCGCUAUUUAACAGGCCAUCCGUUCUAGAUUAUCAAUCACAUCUUCUCACAAUUUUAAAAUAUUUUUCGCGUUUUCCUUUAAACUAAUAGGAGAUUGUUACGUAAUCGACCUGAAGUAAACUGGUGACGAUGCGGAUUUAAGUUCUCAUAUUCUUACGCUGAUUUGAUUUUUCAGGAAAAGCAAGUUUAUAUGUUUUAUAUGUAAAUAUGUUCAGAAUUUUCAGUCAUAACAUAAAAUGUUUGAAUGAAUUUUGCACGGAUUUUGCUUCCAUGAAUUAAAAAAGGCAGUAAGUAAUGAUAUUUUCUUACUGGUUCAAAGAUAUUUUCAUUCUUUAAAAUUAAUUAUUAAAAAAGAUUUAAAUCA
Molecule: messenger RNA, 14992 nt
Organism: Nematostella vectensis (starlet sea anemone)
Lineage: Eukaryota; Metazoa; Cnidaria; Anthozoa; Actiniaria; Edwardsiidae
Product: dynein axonemal heavy chain 6
Exons: 65
Coding region: 130-14532 (4800 amino acids)
Biological process (GO): microtubule-based movement
Cellular component (GO): dynein complex
Molecular function (GO): minus-end-directed microtubule motor activity; dynein light intermediate chain binding; ATP binding
Source: RefSeq, a predicted model, not a curated record